Messenger RNA from Gordionus sp. m RMFG-2023, 327 nucleotides. RefSeq lists its product as uncharacterized. The record is from RefSeq and is a predicted model, not a curated record. NCBI's taxonomy places the organism in Eukaryota, Metazoa, Nematomorpha, Gordioida, Chordodea, Parachordodidae. The transcript is spliced from 3 exons.
AUGGGCUUAGAAGUUCUGGCCAUGCUUUCCACUAUCAUAUUCGAAGAGUCAAGAACGAAAAUAGAAGAAAGAAAAAAAAAUAGUAGAAGAAAAAAGAAAGAAAAAAAGAUUAAAAAAAAAUAGAGAACGAAGAAAGAAGAAAGAAGAAAGAAAAAAUCUAAAGAAGAAAGACUAAAGACUAAAGAAGAGAGAAGAACGAAAAGAGGAGAAAGAAGAAUAGAAGAAAAAUUAAAAAAAAAAUAUCUAAAAAAGAAAGACAAAAGAAGAGUGAAGAACGAAAAGAGAUGAAAGAAGACCGAAGAACGAAGAAUGAAAAAAAAGAUAUAA